AAUGGAUCUUUGGAAAAAAUGCGAGAGAGAGGGAGAAAGGGAGGAGAAGAGGGUGAGCUAAGGGAGGGGGGAAACGGCGUAUGCUUGUAUACAACAACCCUGAUUUCCAUUUUUUCCCCCAACUCGUAAUGUAUUUAAUUCAAGUGAAACGUAAUCAUGACGUGUCGUGUCAUUAAUCCGCCCGCCGCCUUUCCCAGCACUAAAGGAGGCCCCUCUGGCCAAGACACUGAAAGCAUGGCAUAGCAUCACACAUACUACUGAGAAUGGAUUCUCCUCCUGAGUGUGUAUUGGCUCUGUCCUGUGAGCCGCCCCAGUCACCCACUACACUACCAUCUCUGGACCAGCAGUCCCCUGGCCCCCUUCACACUUGCUCCCAACUCUCCCCUUUACACAGCCUCCUGGACCUGCCUGUCCCCUUCAGUCCCACAGCCCUGUCCCACACCCCGACCUCCGACACCCCAGACACCACCCCCUACUCCCCCCUCUCCCCCUUCCCCCUCAAUCACCACAAUGAAGAAGAGGAGGGUGAAGAGAGGUUGUCAGGCCCUCUGUCCCCCACCCCAGCCAUUGCUCUCUUCCCCGGGGGUCUUCGGGAGGUGUGUAGCCCCUCUCUGGAGAGCUCUCCUCCAUCCACUCCGACAUCGUCAGCCCCUCUCUCAGGGUUCGGGGCCCUGGAGCUGGCUCUGUCCUCCGGGCAGCAGGGUGCCACCUGUAGUGAUGAGCUGGACCUCCAGCUCUUCCAUAACGACGGGGGGAGUCUGUCAGGAUCGAUUCCUGGGAUGGUGGGUGUUUCUGGGGGUGUGGCUGGGCUCAAGUUCCCCUGCUUGGUGUGUGGGAAGAAGUUCCGCUUUCAGAGUAUCCUGUCGCUGCACGCCCGCGCUCACAGUCUAGACAGGGACCGCCGCGCCUCAGCUCUGUACCGGACCGGUACCGCGUCCGGUAGCAUCAUUGGGACGGGGUCCAAGCCACAUCUCAAGACCCACCAGAACCACAAGGAUGUCGGGCAGAACCACUACAGCCCCCCGCUGUCUGGAUCUCUCACCCAGGGCCUUAGAGGGGAGGACAGGGACGGUGAAGCCCUAGAGGAGGCUCUGCAGAUGGAUCACCAGACCCUCCAGCAGUUCCUGAUGGAUGACUGCACACAGCUGACCCCUCUGCUGACCGAGGAGGUGCCCCUCUCUCUCUCUCUCACUUCCCCCUACUCCUCCUGCGGCCUGGGUGGUAUGGGUCCCAUCAUCUUGGAAAAAGCUACCGCCGUCGCAGCGCCCGCGUUCCGCUGCCAUGCCUGCAAAGGUAAAUUCCGCACCGCCUCGGAGCUGUCUCGCCACGUCCGGAUCCUCCACAACCCAUACAAGUGCACCCUGUGUCCCUUCUCAGCCAGCCAGGAAGAGCGCCUCGCCGCACACCUCCAGGACUGCCACCCCUCCCUGUCCUCCCUGUCCCUCUCCCCACCUGUGGAACUCCCCACCCUGCCCCCCUACACCCCCAGACACCCCCCCAUCGUAACCACCACCACUACCAUCAUCCCCACCCCCAUCCCAGACACUCUCGUUCCCACCCCCACCCUGGCCCCAGGGGCUCCGCCUCUGCCGGCCUUCCGCUCUGGGCCUGAAGGCUGGUCUGGUGGGGCAGGUGGCCCCUUGCGCGGGGCGCUGAACAAGGAGCGGCCCAAAGGCUUCAGCACACAACCAGGCCUCAACGCUCUCUACUCCAGCCUGCCUGCUGCUCUGGUGGGGGCGGAGGUGGUGGUGGUGAAGGGGGAGAGGCGGGCGAGGAAGGGAGCGACCGGGACGGCGCCGAAGCAGCUCAACAGGCCAGCAGCGCCAGUCACGAGCCCCAUCCAGGAAGCACCGUGGUGGGGAAAUGAGCAGGUCAGGGCCUACUCGUGGAGGUCUGGAUCCCGGAGGAGCGCCGUCCUCGAGCCCCAUGGGAGUGCCCCGACUGUGGGAAGCUGUUUCCGGAGCCUGCAGCAGGUUGGUGCGCACGCCCGCGUCCACGUCCAGCGGCCCCAGAAGAGCCCACGGUCACCCUCCGCGCCAGUUCGGGGGAGCGAGGAGGAUGAGGGGGGAGCCGGGGGCGCAAGGACGAGAGGAGGAGAGGAAGGAGUACUGAAGAGACAGGGAUCCAAACUUCAAAGUGAUCUCAGCAUCAGCAUCAACUAUCAGUCGCGGAGGGCUCGGUCACCAGCCAGGGCCUCAGGGGGGGGGGGGGGGGGGCUGCUGGCUCCUAUGGCCGGGGCUGAACAAAGAGGCCUCAAAGGCUCGGUCACCAGCCAGGGCCUCAACGCUCUCUACUCCAGCCUCCUGCUGGCUCGUGGUGGGGGCGGAGGUGGUGGUGGUGGAGGGGGGAGAGGCGGGCGAGGAAGGGGCGACCGGGACGGCGCCGGAGUCUCUAGUAAAUCGGCCAUCUUGGGCUACCUGGGGUUGCCCAGCGAUGGUGGUGGCGGCGCCAGCUGCAUGGAGCGGCUGCAGGCCGUGGCUCAGGUGGCGGAGAUGGGGAAUGGGAGCGGAGGAGGAGGGGGAGGAGGAAACGGAGGAGGAGGAGAGACAGCGGCAGAUGGAGGGGACCAGAUAGCCAUGUGGCAGCUGGUAGCUCGUAGCCUAGUAGCAGCUCAACAGGCCCAGCAAGCCCAGCAGGCUCAGAGGCAGACGCAGAGGACCCAGCAACUGCACCGAGCCCCAUCCAGGAGCUCCGUGGUGGGAGAGGCUGAGCAGGUCAGGGCCUACCUUGGAGGUCUGGAUCCCCGGGAGGAGCCGCCGUCCUCCGGAGCCCCAUGGGAGUGCCCCGACUGUGGGAAGCUGUUCCGGAGCCUGCAGCAGGUGGUGGCGCACGCCCGCGUCCACAUCCAGCGGCCCCAUAAGAACCACGGUCACCCCCCGCGCCACGCCGGAGGAGGAGAGGAGGAUGGAGGGGCGAGCCGGAGUGGGGGGGGACGAGGAGGAGGUGGGAGAGGAGGUAGUAGCGAGGGAAGACAGGAGUCCAAACUUCAAAGUGGACCUCAACAUCAGUCAGCAGCCGGUGGAGGGUUCCACUCAGUGAUGUCACAGUUCCAAGGAGAGAAUGGUCUGUCUGGCUCUUCGUCAGGCUCUUCGGUGAGCUCUAGGGAGCGUGUGCGAGGCACGGGGGUGAAAGACUGCCCCUAUUGCAGUAAAGCUUUCCGCUCUUCCCAUCACCUUAAAGUGCAUCUGAGAGUUCACACAGGGGAGAGACCGUAUAAAUGUCCCCACUGUGACUACGCUGGCACCCAGUCAGGCUCUCUAAAGUACCACCUCCAGAGGCACCACAGAGAACAGAGGAACACCAUGGGAGCCUCUUCAUCCACCGCCUCCUCCCCAGGCCUCACCAUCGCCUCCCUGGGCAGAGGGGGAGCUCCACAGGGGGAGGGGAGGGAGGGGAUGGCCAAGCAGCGCCGGCCCCAGAGCCUCAACCACAGCUCGGCCACCAGAGGCCCGGCGGAGACGCCUUCCUCCAGGCACAAUCAGCACCAGCCCUGGAUCCUGGGCCUCCCCGAGCAGAGAGACAGGGAACACGCGAAGGCCAUGGCGGGACUGAGAGAGGCAGAUCUGGAGAGCCAGUACCGGUAUCUGUCCGGGGUGAUGGGGGCUUUGUACCAGGGAGGGAUGGAGGGAGGGUGGACGGGGGAGUCACCAACGUCCACCCCCACCCCCACCCCAACCCCGCCAAAGGCGCCCAAAGUGUCCCGCCGCAAACCGCUCACCACCAGCCGUAUGGUGCCAGCUAAUGGGAGGGAGAGGAAGGGAGGGGGGUCAGCUCCUCGGGGUUCCCAGGAAGGAGGGUUGUUGUCCCAGCCCCUGGACCUCUCCCGCCGCCCCUCCCCUGGGCUCGGAGGUCUGGAGGAGGAUGGAGUACCAGGAGGAGGUGGAGGAUCAGGGGAUACCCUCAACCAGUGCCUGUUCUGUCCCUUCCGCACCUCCUCGGCCGAGCUCAUGGCCAUGCACCUCCAGGUCAACCACACCAGCAAGUCCAGGCGUAAGAGGAGGGCCCCCAUCCCCAGCGCCCUGGGUGACCACGGGCCCCAGAGGCCUCCCCAACCCCGGGCCGACCCCAACCCCCUGGCCCUGUGGAGGUAUCUGAGCGAGGCCGAAGACCGGGCCCCCCUGGAGGAGUGGGCCUCAUCCAGGAUGGAGAGGGGGACGGAGAACGGCCUCACACUAGAGGAAGGGGACCUCGAGGGUCGCUACGACCACCACCACCCCCAGGCUUCUAACCGGGCCUCCACCACAAUCAGGAACACACAGAGUGGCCUCGACGGUAGUAGGAAGUUGGAUGAGGAAGAGGAGGAAGAAGAGGAAGACGAGGAAGAAGAAGAGGAGGAUUUGGAAGGGGAGAGCAGUAGUCCUGGGGAUUCUCCUAGAGAGCAUGGGAUGAGGAUGUCUCUAACCAUGUCACCUCCCCUCGGCUCUGACCGUCUAACCAGAGGGGAGGAAGGAGUGAUGGGGGACUAAACAACAACAACAAUGUCAUCCUGCAGAGAGAAGGGAAAAAGCGGUUCAACUAGACAGAAAGGAAGUUGUUUGGGGGUCAUAGGUUGGAGGUCUAGUUCAUAUCACUUCUUUUACAUAGUUCAAGGUCAUUGUCAAGGUCACGACCCCUGACCCUUGACUUUCAAGGGCCACGGACUGAGAACCAUGUCCAUGGAGAGGGUCAUGUAAACAACAGCUCCUUAGGAACACUUAGGAACCCUUUUUAAACAUCCUCCAUUUUUAUCUCUCUUCUUUUAAUAUUUACAUCCCGGGAGUUCAGUGCAGUCCUCUCCAUUUCUCAACCAACCACAACCCCCCUUGUACAAACACACAGUACAGUGUAGGACUUUUGAGGCCUUCUCUUCUAUAUUUCAACGUUUCCUGUUUUCCAUUCCAUCUCCUACCAAGAGGGCUAAUUGUGAUGAUUUGAUCGAGAUUGUCCUCUUGCUGCUGUGAGUCUUAAUAUUAGUAUGUGAGCAAAAAGAAACUGUGACACUCUACCAUUCCAGAGAACACAAAAAGGAUUUUAUCAGACCUUAUACUUAAUGUUUUGAGAAUAAUAAUACUUAUAAGAGUAACGUUGUUGAUUAGUUAUACAACCCACCGCUGUGAAUGGAGGAAAUCUUUAGCAGAACAAGUGUCAAAAUAAGCCAAACUUCAUCACAACUGCCGUUUAAAUAAGAUACCACUUCUUGACACUUUCAAGGUCAUAUUAUGGUCUGUUCAAGAGCACCGAUUCGGAACCUCAGUUCAACCGGAACCAUUCAAGCUGUCAACUCAAGCUAAGCUAUCCAGCUGUCUGCAACAACAACAAAAAACACAACAGGAGCAACUUUUUAACAGACAACUAUUGACAUGACAAUGAUCAAGGACAAGAUGAUCCUGGACCCUGUUAUCACUGCCUCUCAUUGGUCGGAUGGCUGUUCCGAGGUCACCACGGGAACAGAGGAGCAGUUAGUCAUUUCCUGUUUUCCCCUCAGUUUAGUGCCUGUCUAUGUAUGGUAUGUCGUCAAGGGAGAUCUACAGUAUAGACCAGUGUUUCUGGGCUCUUAUAGAACAAUGAUAUCUGAGUAUACAGUAUAAAGCUAAAGUAUAUAUGUUUAAAAAAUGGUUCUAGGGUAUUGUGAAUAGAAAGCUGUAGUGGUAUACAAAGUGGUGUGGAUCUGUCUCUCGUUACAAGAGACCGAUAGCAUCUCUCUGUGGCUUCUGUGAAAAGAAAAAGAUAAAGCACUUAGUUGAUGAUGAUGAAACAAUAGAUAUACAUAUGAAUCAAAAGAGGUCAAGGUGAAAGGUCAAGAAGUGAAAAUGUAGGUGAAAGGUCAGAGGUCAGUGUUUACAGCAGAAAUGCCAGCGUGUUCAGAGUCGGACGUGGGAUAACGGUUAUUUCUUACGUUGUCGUGGUGACCAACUGACCACUGAACAAACAGAAGACUGUUUUAGGGGACACGGGACCGACAGACAGACGGACUGUGCAUCCCGAACACAAUCAGCUGACACGUCUGGUCAGGUGACCAAGGCGCCACGACCGUGUCACACUCUUUCAUUUCAUUCCUUUUACCAGAAAAAGAAAAAAAACAAGGGGGAGGAAAAAUGGAGGAGAGAAAAGAGUAAGUUCCCUCACAGAGCGGGGGACUGAAGCUGAGAAAGGAAACUGUUGUACUCUUGGGGAACGCCGUCUUUUAGAUGACUAGAUUCAUUUCUUUUUAAGAGAAGAAGAAGAACAGUAGAAAAGAGUAAGCAUAAAAAAAAACUAACAAAUCCAUAGAUACAUUCCGGUAGAAUGUGUGUGUAGCUUUUGUAAAGACAACAAGAUAAGAAAAAAAUAAGAAAAAAAUCCCUUUGUUUAUUUUCAUUUCAAGAAGAGAAGCUUACAGAGAAGGUUAUGAAUAUAGGUAAUAAUAAUAAAUAUAAGGCUUGUUGUUGUGAGGAAAACACUAGUUGGAAUGUCUGUCUAUCAGGGUUGGGGUCAAUUCCAGUCAAUUCAGAAAGUCAACCCUAUUCCAAUUCCACAUUUUCCCCAUUGAAGAGAAUUGGAAUUUCAGUGUACUUCCUGAAUUGACUGGAAUUUAAAUGGAAUUGACCCCAAACCUGCUGUCUAUAAAGAGCACUGUGCAAGGUUUAUAAUUUCCCAAAGUAGUCAUUUUUAUUUUGACUUUAUCGAUAGACCAAACCUAUAUCUUAUGAAAAUGUAAUGAGUCACAUUCUGUUGGAGUAAAAAGCUGCCGUUUCCAUCCCCUCGCCCCGAUCAAUCAAUCAAUCAAUCAAUCAAUCAAUAAUCCAAUCAAAACUUUAUUCUCAUGUUAUUAUUAAGUGCUUGUAUGAGAUUCAAGUUUACAUCACAAAAUAUAAUUUGAUAUCAAAAUAUGAACCUAUUUCUAGUGUCACAUGGUAUUGUCUUAGAGCAUCAUACCACACUCUGUUCGGCACACAGUGAACAUGCAAAUAUCUUAUAAUAAAAAUAAAAAAAUGAAUCCCUACUUAUGAUUGUAAACAUCACUAAACUAUUUGAUUGGAUAAGCCUUCUCGCCCUCUUUGCCCAUUGGUUGACGGCGAGAGCCUGGGAUCGGAACCGCAGCCUUACUUUUGGUUCACGUGCAUUAUGGGUUUUACUUCUAUCCUCAUUACAGCGCCUUAUAUGAGUUUAGAAGUUCUCUAAGUGGUGUUUCCUUAAAGACAGGCUACAUCCAUAACUGCACCCUAUUCUCUAUAUAGUCUGUUACUUUUAACCAGGACCAUUGAGCCCCGGUCAAAACUAGUGCUAAGCACCCUGAUCGAAAGUAGUGUACUAUUUAGGGAAUAGAGUGCCCAUUUGGAUGUAGACUGUAGUGUCAAAGCCACCGUGCCUUCUGUGUCAAGCACUUCCUGGAUUUGGUAUUUUGUAAGCUCACCAAAAGCACUUAGCCCACAUCUCUCUCUCUCUCUCUCUCUCUCUCUCUCUCUCUCUCUCUCUCUCUCUCUCUCUCUCUCUCUC
Messenger RNA from Salvelinus sp. IW2-2015, 7455 nucleotides. Lineage: Eukaryota; Metazoa; Chordata; Actinopteri; Salmoniformes; Salmonidae. The record is from RefSeq and is a predicted model, not a curated record.